GUGGCAGGCCUUCUUCCGCCAGGACACCCAGUUCGGCGUUCCCAAGGCCUUUGUCUGCAUCGACCUGCUCUCGAGGCUGCCCGGGUCGAGCGCCCGGGCGUCGGCGAUGUCGCGGCUGCUCUCCGAAGUGUUCUGCGAGAGCCUGCGGGAGCCCAUCCUCUACGACGCGCGCCUGGCGGGCAUCACCUUCGAGCUCUCCGCCUCGGCGCGGGGACUGCAGCUCAACCUGGGCGGCUACGACGACCGGCUCGUCCAGUUUGCGCAGGUCAUCGCCCCGGCGCUCGCGCGGUUCCGGCCCAGCGCGGACGCUGGUGCGGUGUUCGAGGCGCAGCGUGAUAGGCUGGUGCGUGAGCUCAGCUCCUUCGCGUCGGCGCCGCCCCUGCAGCAGGCGGGCUACUGGGCGGGCCUCGCGACGAGCAGCCCCAGCUUCUCGCUGGACCAGCUCGCCUCCGAGCUCCGGGGGCUGACCGCGGACCUGGACGUGUUCGCGCAGCAGCUGCUCGGGCGCGAGCCGCUCUUCGGCCUCGCCCUGUGCCAGGGUAACCUGCGGGCCCAGGUCCCAGCCUGCCCCGCGGGGCCGGGGUGCAUCCUCGCGAGGGACGCGCUGGACGCGGCCGAGGAGAGCUCGGGCCUCGAGGUGGUCUUCCAGGGCGGCAGCUGCCGCGCAAGGGACGGCGCCGCCGGCAGGCAGCGCUGGGCCCUCGUGCAGGUGCUCGCGCAGGCGCUGUCGGCCAGCUUCUACAACGAGCUGCGCACGCGGCAGCAGCUCGGCUACAUCUCGGGGGGCGUGGUGCGCCUGGUCUUCCUCCUGCAGGGCGCCGCCCUGGGCCCCGCAGGCAUGCUCGGCCGCGUGGACGAGUUCCUGCGCGGGGCCCGCCGGGAGCUGGCGUCGCGGCCCGCGCGCGAGAUCGAGGCGCUCGCCGCUGGCCUGGCGGAGGAGGCGGCGGCGCUGCGCGCCGUGCGGCGCGAGGAGCUCCUGGCGGCCUUCGACCUGCUCGUGGCCGAGGGCGGCGCGGAGCGCCGGAGGCUGGCCACCCUGGUCUUCGGCGCGAGGCACCGCGCCGAGCGGCCGGGCGUUGAGGCCGCGCUGGCGGCACAGGGCGGCGUGCUCGUCGAGGACGUGGCCGCCUUUGCGCGCGAGCGGCCGCGCUGGCGGGCC
Prorocentrum cordatum is the source of this 1159-nucleotide messenger RNA. The record is from the annotation of a GenBank genome assembly. Lineage: Eukaryota; Dinophyceae; Prorocentrales; Prorocentraceae.